Messenger RNA from Pestalotiopsis fici W106-1, 1383 nucleotides. RefSeq lists its product as uncharacterized. The record is from RefSeq and is a predicted model, not a curated record. NCBI's taxonomy places the organism in Eukaryota, Fungi, Ascomycota, Sordariomycetes, Amphisphaeriales, Sporocadaceae. Bases 1 to 1383 code for a protein of 460 amino acids. The transcript is spliced from 2 exons. Gene Ontology annotation, molecular function: acid phosphatase activity.
AUGGCGUCGAAACUCUCUGUCGUCGCCGGACUGGCGUCGUUGAUUGCUUGCUCACAGGCAGCCUGUGCCAGUAAUUGCGACUCUGUUGAGGCGGGAUACCAGUGCAGCCCAGAGAUAUCGCAGAAUUGGGGCCAGUAUUCGCCUUAUUUCACAGUGCCUUCGGAGAUAGAUGCCAGCAUCCCCGAGACUUGUGAGAUCACAUUCGUGCAGAUGCUGUCUCGUCACGGCGCACGCGAUCCAACAGCCAGCAAAACGGCAAAGUACAAUGCCACCAUCCAGGCGAUACAGUCAUCGACAACGUCGUAUGGUGCUGGUUAUGAGUUUAUUGCAGACUACGAAUACACAUUGGGAGCUGACCAGCUCACUACCUUUGGCCAGCAAGAGCUCGUCAAUGCUGGCAUGAAGUUCUUCCAAAGAUAUGAACAAAUGACCCGCGAUACAACACCUUGGUUCCGGUCGUCUGGAGAGGAGAGAGUAGUUGAAUCGGCUUUGAACUGGACGCAAGGAUUUCACCAAGCACGCUUGGCUUCCGGCGGCAGCAGCUCAGACGGUUACCCUUGGGAUAUCCUGACCAUCUCCGAGGACGAGGGUGUCAAUAACACGCUUAGUCACAGCCUGUGCACUGCCUUUGAGGAUGGCCCGGAUAGUGAGAUCAAGGAUGAUGCUCGAGCAAGCUGGACGGCCGUGUUCCUGCCCAACAUCACGGCACGUCUGAAUGCAAACCUGGUCGGGGCAAAUAUCACAGCCGAUCAGACCAUCUAUAUCAUGGACCUCUGCCCCUUCAAUACAGUGGCCAACUCGGCAGGAAACAUCUCCGAGUGGUGCUCGCUCUUCACUACCGAGGAGUGGGAGCAGUACGGCUACUACAACACCCUUGACAAGUACUACGGCUAUGGCUACGGCAACCCUCUCGGCCCUACUCAGGGCGUCGGCUUCACCAACGAGCUGAUUGCGCGACUGACCAACACCAGCGUGCAAGAUCACACGAGCACCAACACAACCUUGGACAGCUCCUCUGCCACCUUUCCGCUGGGACUGCCCCUGUACGCCGACUUCUCGCACGACAAUGACAUGACGACCAUCUUUAGCGCCAUGGGCCUCUACAACGCCACAGCGGCGCUGUCCAACGUCACGGUCGAGACGACGGCCGAGACCAACGGCUUCAGCGCCAGCUGGCUCGUGCCGUUUGCCGCCAGAAUGUACGUCGAAAAGAUGACCUGCGCCGGCGUCGAUGAGGAGCUUGUCCGCGUCCUGGUCAAUGACCGGGUCAUCCCGCUCGAGACUUGCGGUGCUGACGAGCUGGGCCGCUGCGGGCUCGAUGCAUUUGUCUCCAGCCUGACCUUUGCGCAGAGUGGCGGGUUCUGGGAUCAAUGUUUUGUAUAA